Molecule: messenger RNA, 627 nt
Organism: Oppiella nova
Lineage: Eukaryota; Metazoa; Arthropoda; Arachnida; Sarcoptiformes; Oppiidae
Source: the annotation of a GenBank genome assembly
AUGACGGGUUGGCGUAAGAAUGGUCUCGAUGUGGACGACCUGUUCCGGUGCUCCCGACACGACGAGUCGCAACGUAUUGUCCGGGAGCUGGAAAGUCAGCCCCUGUUACUGGGCAUAGUGAUUGAAUAUUUUAGCAAGGUAGAAAAUCGCACGUUCGAACACGCGUGCGUGGCCGCCGGGGCCGUAUGUUUUAGUUCAGCCCUGCUCAUAUCGCUAUACCACCCUGCCAAGUUUUUAGUCAUGCAAAUGGGUAUGCGAUUACGCGUCUCCUCGUGUACUCUCGUUUAUAAAAAGUCGCUUAGACUGAGCCGGGCAUCACUGUGCAAGACCACAGUGGGACAGAUUGUGAACCUAAUGUCUAAUGAUGUCAACCGUUUUGAUGCGUUUACAGCUUAUGUCUGCAAUUUAUUGGUAGCGCCCGUACAGACAGUGAUCGCCAUAUAUAUCAUAUAUACAGAGAUCAGUUACCAUUGCUUCAUAGGUGUGGCCCUAUUGCUGCUGUUCGUACCGUUUCAGGCAUUUAUGGGCAAACUUUUCUCCAAAGUCAGGCAACUGACCGCUCCGUUAACGGACAGUCGACUGCGGCUCAUGAAUGAGAUUAUAUCGGGGAUGCGAGUCAUCAAAAUG